Messenger RNA from Magnolia sinica, 1352 nucleotides. RefSeq names its product universal stress protein PHOS32-like. NCBI's taxonomy places the organism in Eukaryota, Viridiplantae, Streptophyta, Magnoliopsida, Magnoliales, Magnoliaceae. The record is from RefSeq and is a predicted model, not a curated record. Bases 538 to 1023 code for a protein of 161 amino acids. The transcript has 4 exons.
UUCCCCCUCUCAACUGUAUCUUUGCGGGUGACUAAUUGAAGGGUUAGGAUUGUCCAAUUGGGAGAAUUUGGGAAUGUUCAUUGAUAAUAGGACCCUCAACUCAAUCAUAGCCCCAAUUGGUAAAAGCUGAAAACGGAGGAUAUUAUGCAUAUCCUUUGGUAAAAAUCAUACAAUUAGUCAUCUGCAGGUAGGGUUCAACGAAUGAAUGGUUCAGAUCAUGUCCAUCCACUGGAUGUGGCUCAUCAUCCUGCCCAUCCACUGUUGGGCCCAACGAAUGAAUGGUUCAGAUCAUGUACAUGUGUGCCAUGCGUAUGCAUGUAGGGUGCUUGAUAAUUGGGGUACGGGAUUUUAACAUUGGACGGUACAACAUAAACGUAUUUUAAGGGUGAUAGAUCCGAAAUGCUGAGUCAAAGUCGCCAGUAACAGCUGCCCAACCAACAAACUUCCUGAUAUUUCUCCAUCUCUUCUUUUCUUUCCUUUGUAAAGGAAAAAAAAAUAAAAUCUGAGAGAAAAAUCCCGCAGAUUGAAAGGGAAAAAAUGGGGGAGAGAGUAGUGGGUGUGGCCGUUGAUUUCUCGCCCUGCAGCAAGAAGGCCCUUAGAUGGGCGGCGGAGCACGUGAUCCGAGGUGGGGACUGUCUUGUCCUCAUCAACGUCCAACCCGAAGGGUACUACGAAGAGGGCGAGAUGCAGCUCUGGGAAGCCACGGGUUCACCCUUCAUCUCUUUGAGUGAUUUCUCGUCCCCUACGAUCUCAAAGAAAUACGGGGUGAAGCCCGACCCUGAAUCUUUGGAUUUGCUCAACUGCAUCGCCCAGCAGAAAAAGAUUGACGUGGUCUUGAAGAUCUUUUAUGGAGACGCCCGCGAGAAGAUAUGUGAAGCGAUUGAUAAAGUUCCCUUGAGUUGCAUCGUCAUCGGUAGCAGAGGCCUAAGCAAGAUCAAGAGGGUGCUUUUGGGGAGUGUUAGUGAUUAUGUGGUGAACAACUGCUCUUGUCCAGUCACCGUGGUGAAGAACCUCGAAGGCUAGUUGUUCUGUUCUGCUUCCUCCUCCUGCAGAAUAAAUCCGUCAUAGUUUCAGGAAAUCAGGAUUUUUUUCAUUUUUAUUUUUUUCUGAUCGUGAUAUGGAGCGCCUAAUUCAUAUGGUGUUUGGAUGAAAUUCCUGUAAAUAAGAAAUGCGGUUUCUAUUGUAUGGUUGUUAGAAAUAAGAUUCAUCGGUUGUUAAUGUAAAUGAAUGGAGAUUAUGUUAAUUAAAUCCUUAAGCUUGUUCUCUGUUUGGAAGGAGUGUUUCCUUGAAUUCAAGGUUUCUGAUGCUUAUGGAGGCUCUGUGAAGCUUCCUUCUCAUAGUGUUUGUAGAAA